AUGUUUGCCCGAGGUAUUGCUCGCGCAGCUGCGCCAAUUCCCCGCUCUCUGAGAGCAUUCGGCUCGACAGCUGCCCAGCAGCGAACCCCGUCGCUAGCCGAUGUAACCUCCACCGGCGUCGCGUCAUUCAACUCCAAGCAGAAGGAGUUCAGGGAGAAUCUGGUGAAAGCUCAACAGGAGAGAGAAGCCAAACAACGGGCCGAGAUAGCCUCCAAAACCGAGUCCGACAAGAACGAUGGAUUACUGUCCCGUGUCAUCUAUGGCACUAAAGAAGGCCGUGAGUUGGACGCACAGCUCGAGGCAAGCUUCAGUGCUGUCUUAGCUCGAGGGAAAUACGUCCAUUCGAUUGUCUUCCAUGAGGUCAAGCCCGAUAAGGUGGACGAGUAUGUUAAGCUUGUGGGCGAUUGGUACCCUAAGAUGGCUUCCAAGUCGGAGAAUAAGGUCAAUCUGGUUGGAAGCUGGCGCACCGAAGUUGGUGACUGCGAUACAUUCGUCCAUAUCUGGGAAUACCAGCGCUAUCAAGGUUACCACGACUCUCUGCACAGCAUCUCGAAGCAGCCAGGUUUCGACGAGUUCAAUACCAAGCUGAAGUCGCUUAUUAAGCACAAACAGACCUCGUUGAUGCAAGAAUUCUCUUUCUGGCCUACUACUUCGCCCCGAAAACUCGGUGGUGUAUUCGAGCUACGAUCAUACACACUCCAUCCAGGUAAUUUACUAGAGUGGGAGACCCAUUGGCGACGUGGCCUGAAGGCCCGGCGCGAGGUAAUGGAGGGUGUAGGCGCUUGGUUUGUUCAGAUAGGAGACCUGAAUACCGUCCACCAUCUCUGGCAGUUCGCGGACCUCGAGGAACGUAAAGUCCGACGAGAGCAGAGCUGGAAGCAGGAGGGAUGGGCUGAGACAGUUCACAAGACUGUUCCUCUCAUCCAGACCAUGAAGUCGAGGAUUCUCAUCCCGAUGCCAUGGUCACCAGUUGCUUAA
Molecule: messenger RNA, 978 nt
Organism: Xylaria bambusicola
Lineage: Eukaryota; Fungi; Ascomycota; Sordariomycetes; Xylariales; Xylariaceae
Product: NIPSNAP family protein
Exons: 3
Coding region: 1-978 (325 amino acids)
Cellular component (GO): mitochondrion
Source: RefSeq, a predicted model, not a curated record